Fonticula alba is the source of this 2701-nucleotide messenger RNA. RefSeq lists its product as hypothetical. Gene Ontology annotation, biological process: DNA topological change. NCBI's taxonomy places the organism in Eukaryota, Rotosphaerida, Fonticulaceae. Gene Ontology annotation, molecular function: zinc ion binding; DNA topoisomerase type I (single strand cut, ATP-independent) activity; DNA binding. The record is from RefSeq and is a predicted model, not a curated record. Gene Ontology annotation, cellular component: nucleus. The coding region runs from base 186 to 2597 and encodes 803 amino acids. The transcript has 4 exons.
GCAGUGUCGGACGUGUGGACCCGGAUUUGUCCAUUACUUCCCCCCCCCCUUCCCUCCACUGCCUAUCUUUUGCCCCUCUUCCACCUACACGUCCCUCGCUCUCCCCCUCGCCACCUGCUGGACCUCCUCGCCACCUACCCCCCGGCAUCUGCCGCCUCCCGCUGGUCGACACACAAGGGGCCACAAUGAGGGUCCUCCAUGUCGCGGAGAAGCCCUCGGUCGCCAAACAGCUGGCCGGCAUUUUGGCCCAUGCGACAGGCGGCUACCAGACUCGCACUGGCCCAAGCCAAUUCAACUCGAACAUGGACUUUGUCUAUGACUUCGAGGGCCGGCCCGGGGUCGACAUGACCAUGACUUCGGUGCUAGGGCAUAUCACCGAACUGAGCUUCCCGGAUGAGGCGCGCUCCUGGCGACACUUUCACCCGGCGGAUCUCUUCUACCUGAAGGUGGAGAAUCGCAUAUCUGAUGAUGACAAAACCCGUCGGGUGUGCAGGAACCUGGAGGCCGAGGCACGCGGUGUGCAGGCGCUCGUCAUCUGGACCGAUUGCGAUCGCGAGGGCGAGUACAUCGGCGCGCAGGUGGCCGAGGUGUGCCGCCGGGUGAACCCCUCUUUGCGCGUUCUCCGGGCGCACUUCUCGUCCAUCAUCCCGCGGGAUAUCCACGCGGCCAUGCGGCAGUUGCGUAGCCUGGAUCGGCGGCUGGCCGAUGCGGUGGAAACCCGCACGGAGCUGGACUUGCGCAUUGGGGCGGCCUUCACCCGCCUCCAGUCGAUCACUCUGCAGUCACGCUUCCCCACGGCCAUCAGUGGGGUGGUAUCCUAUGGGCCAUGUCAAUUCCCGACCCUUGGCUUUGUGGUGGAUCGGCAAGUGCGCAUCAGUCACUUUGUGGCGGAGCCCUUCUGGAAGAUGGCCCUGCUGCAUACGGCACCCGGCGACGGGGCCGGAUCCCAGUCGCUGGCUCCUCCGGUGACCACGGCCUUCCGUUGGCGACGCGGGCAUCUAUUUGAUUUGGGCCUGGUUGAGGCGCUCUUCUUUCGGGCCCUUGGCCAGAGCGCCGGUGGUCGAGAGGCCCGGGUGUGUUCGGUCAAUGAGCGCCCGGUCAAUCGACUGCGACCGCUCCCAUUGACCACGGUCGAGAUGCAGAAGGUGGCCUCUUCGCGCUUGCGCAUCCCCUCGAAGGAGCUGAUGGAUGUGGCCGAGCGCCUUUACAACAUGGGGUACAUUUCGUAUCCCCGCACGGAAACCGACCAAUUUGAACAGGGGUUUGACUUGCGCGGGCUGGCCGAGCGCCUGGGCCAGGCGGAUCCCGCUGGCGACCGGUCCACCAUCGGUGGCUAUGCGCGCUGGCUGCUGGCGCCAAAUGGCGGCGGCGGGAUCACCUGGCCGCGCGCUGGCCGGAACAAUGACCAUGCGCAUCCGCCCAUUCAUCCGACUCGGCCGCCGGGGUCGGAGUUUUCCGAGCGCGAGCGCCGAGUUUAUGAGCUCGUGACCCGGCGGUUUUUGGCUUGCGUCAGUCAAAAUGCCGUGGCCAGUCAAACGACAGUCACUCUGUCCGUCGGCGAGGAGACCUUCACGGCCAGCGGGCUGCAAGUUCGCGAGCGUCACUGGCUCGAUGUGUAUUACCCCUAUGUGACCUGGACCGACCGGGCCAUCGGCCAUUAUGAGCCGGGGACCGUGCUGGAGCCGGACACCUUCUGCCUGGAAAGUGGCCAGACCACCCCGCCAAACAACUUGACCGAGGCGGAGCUCAUUGCCCUGAUGGAUGCCAAUGGCAUCGGCACGGAUGCCACCAUCCAUGAGCACAUCCAGAAGGUCCUCCAACGGGAGUAUGUCAUCCGCCGGAAGCCGGGCGAUCAGCUGGCCCCGAGCAAUCUGGGACUGGCUCUUGUUGAUGCCUACCACUCGUUGGGGUACCUGCUCGCGAAGCCGCACAUGCGCGCGAAGACUGAGCGAGACAUGAAGGCCAUUUGUGAGGGACGUGACACCAAGGCCGAUGUGAUUGCUCGCGAGAUCCGCCUGUAUCGGGCGAUCUUUGACCAUGUGUUCGCCGACCGCACGGCCUUGGUCCUAUCGGUGAAGAAGCAUCUGGAUGUGGCGCCCAAUCAGCAAAGUGACAGUUUCGAUAUGCUUGGGGCCCCGAGCUAUUCACGCACCGGCGAGCGCACGGCCCCCCCCUCAAAUCUCCCGCCAGUGUGGCGACCACCCGUUGCCGGGGGCGGGACAGGCUUCAAUGGCCCAAGCGCCAACCGGCGAUCCCUGCCCGACUGGCGCGAUUCCAGCGCCCCGAUGGGCAAACGCACGCGCCUCGACGGCCCCGACACGCCCACCGGGUCUCGUCCCCAGCAGCACCAGCAGUCGCAGCUGUGUUUUCAUUGCCACCAGCCGGGGCAUUUCUCCUCCAGUUGCCCCUCGCGGGCUGGCCACACUGCUGGCGGCGGGGGCGGAGCAGGAGGUGGGGUGAUUUGCUUCCGGUGCAAUAAGCCUGGGCACUUUUCCACCAACUGCCCUGAGGCCGGCGGAGGCCCGCCGCAAAGAUCUGCCCUGGGAUCCAGAGGUGGUGCCGCUCGCGGCCGUGCCGCGCCCCUCCGGAGGUCGUAGAUCCGAGCAGGCAGGUAUGCGGGCCGGUGUGCAGGCAGGUGUCCCCCUCCGGAUGCCUAAGUAAAUAGAAACAUAGAUGGGCGUGCAUGCGCCCCCCCCCCCCC